UGUGUUUUUUUUUUUUUUCAAUAAUGUUUAAAUUACGAACGACAGGGAUUGUAUUAAGUAGACAAUUUGCACUUCACCAACAAAGAUUAGUAAGCAAACGAUUCUUUACAAACACACAAGGCUAUGAUGCACUUGUCUUGGGCGCAUAUACAAGUAAAGAUGGAAUUGCUCGUUUGACAGCUACACAAGACAUUUCUCAACAAACCAAGCAUCUCAUUGAAGACCAACUUAAACUCUCUAAUUUUAAAAAAGCGGGCGAUGUUCGAACACUUUACAAUGUUGGUGGUAUUAAACAAGUAGCAGUUGUUUCUGUCGGAUCUCAGACAAAUACUAGAGAUGAAAAAGAAGCUGCUCGUCGUGCUACUGCACUCGGUUUACAUGCUUUAAAGCCUCAGGGUGCCAAACAUAUUGGUGUUGAUAUUUCCCUAAGUGCGCAUGGAGCAGGAGAAGGCUCUGUAUUAGGACAGUUCUCAUUCAAUAAAUUAAAAUCUAAAAAAGAAGAUCAAGUGGACAUGAUAGUAGGCCCCUUUUCGAAACAGACUCAGUCUUCCGAGGACCACUUGAGUUGGGAAACUGGCCGAAUCUAUGGUGCUUCUCAAAAUGUAGCUCGUAUGUUAAUGACAACACCUGCUAAUUUAAUGACACCAAAAUUAUUUUCAGAAGAAGUUGCUUAUUUAUUGGCAGGUUUGGAAAAUGUUGAAGUACUUGUGAGAGAUGAAGAAUGGGUUGCUAGACAAAAGAUGAACGCAUUCUUAUCUGUUGCUAAAGGAAGUCUUGAGCCUUUGAGAUUUUUAGAAAUUCAUUAUAAGGGAGGCAAAAAAGAUGAAAAACCUCAUGGUUUUGUAGGCAAGGGUAUUACUUUUGAUGCUGGUGGUAUUUCAUUAAAGCCUUCUAACAAUAUGGCCUUAAUGAAAGGAGACAUGGGAGGUGCUGCUACUGUAGUAGGAGCUCUUUAUGGUAUUUGCAAGCUACAAUUACCAAUUAAUAUAGUUGCUGCUAUUCCAUUAUGUGAAAAUUUACCUUCAGGUACAGCUACUAAGCCAGGUGAUGUUAUAAAAGCCAUGAAUGGAAAAUCGAUUGAAAUUAUUGAUACAGAUGCUGAAGGAAGAUUAGUUUUGGCCGAUGCAUUAUAUUAUCUUAGUUCUAAAUAUUCACCUAAAUCUCUGAUUGAUCUUGCUACUUUAACAGGCGCUAUUGAUGUUGCCCUGGGUGAUGUUUAUGCUGGUGUAUUUACUAAUUCAGAUAAACUUUGGCACAGUCUAGAGAAAGCAGGAAGAGCAACUGCAGAUCCUUUUUGGAGAAUGCCCCUUAGUGACGGUUAUUUGAAAGAAAUGCAAGAAUCAACUGUGGCAGACCUGAAUAACCUUGGUAAAGGUAGAUCAGGUGGUGCAUGUUCUGCUGCUGCCUUUUUAAAGGAAUUUGUUAGUGAAGAAAAUAAUUCAACUCCAUGGGCACAUAUUGAUAUUGCUGGUGUUAUGGAUAGUCAAAGCACUGAUGGAUAUCAUAUUAAGGGAAUGAGUGGUCGCCCCACAAGAUCUUUAAUUGAAUAUAUUCAUAAUUUAUCCUGACUAAAAUAACUUAGAUUUUAAGUCACGUGUUGUAUGACCUUUGUAUAUAAAUAUAUAUAUAAGGAAGGGGGAUGAACACUAUAAUAAUAAAUAAUUCUGCAAAACUUUAAAGGAGA
Cokeromyces recurvatus is the source of this 1684-nucleotide messenger RNA. Its product is annotated as cytosol aminopeptidase family, catalytic domain-containing protein. Gene Ontology annotation, biological process: proteolysis. The record is from RefSeq and is a predicted model, not a curated record. Bases 24 to 1568 code for a protein of 514 amino acids. Lineage: Eukaryota; Fungi; Mucoromycota; Mucoromycetes; Mucorales; Mucoraceae. The transcript has 6 exons. Gene Ontology annotation, molecular function: manganese ion binding; metalloaminopeptidase activity. Gene Ontology annotation, cellular component: cytoplasm.